AAUCAAGGCAAUCUAUCAAUUCUUCUUUUCGCCUGUGUUCGGAUAGACGUCCGCCUUGUUCCUCUACCGGAGAAAAACUAGUCAGGUUGCAACCACAGGUCCAUCCGGCGGAGGAUACCGCUAUAAUGGGUGUUUUUCACCUAAUCGGACUUUAUAACAGUUUUCGUGCUCGCGGAUUUUGAUAGAAAAACAACACAUCUUAACGCCCGCUAGCUAACGUUAGUUCUCGCCACUGUCCUGUGGUGUUGUUUUGAGUGAGAGUCUUCAAACGAGGGAUAUACAAGGAGUCUUACUGGGAAACAGUCCUAAACCGCAAACAUGUCUGGGGCGUCUGUGAAAGUCGCCGUUCGAGUCCGGCCCUUCAACUCCAGGGAGAUGGGCAAGGAGUCAAAAUGUAUCAUUCAGAUGCAAGGCAACACUACAACUAUUCUCAAUCCCAAAGCCCCAAAGGAACCAGCAAAGACCUUCAGUUUUGAUUACUCCUACUGGUCACACACUACGCCGGAAGACCCCAGCUUUGCAUCACAGAACCUUGUGUACAAUGAUAUUGGCAAAGAAAUGCUGGCGCAUGCGUUUGAGGGCUACAACGUCUGCAUUUUUGCCUAUGGCCAGACAGGAGCUGGCAAAUCCUACACCAUGAUGGGAAAGCAGGAGGAGGGGCAGGAAGGAAUCAUUCCCAUGCUCUGUGAAGAUCUGUUUGAAAAAAUCAAUGAGGAAACCAACAAAGACGAGCUCUCCUACUCGGUAGAGGUCAGUUACAUGGAAAUCUACUGUGAGCGGGUGAGAGAUUUGCUAAACCCUAAGAACAAAGGGAAUUUACGAGUGCGAGAGCACCCGCUACUGGGUCCCUAUGUGGAGGACCUGUCCAAGCUUGCUGUCACCUCCUACACAGACAUCGCUGAUUUAAUGGAUGCAGGCAACAAGGCCAGAACUGUGGCUGCCACCAACAUGAAUGAGACCAGCAGCAGGUCCCAUGCUGUUUUCACCAUUGUCUUCACACAGAAGAAACACGACAGCGAAACAGAUCUCUCUACAGAAAAGGUCAGUAAAAUUAGUCUGGUAGACUUGGCAGGGAGUGAACGAGCAGAUUCCACUGGAGCUAAAGGCACCAGGCUAAAGGAGGGAGCAAACAUCAACAAAUCUCUCACCACGUUAGGAAAGGUUAUCUCUGCCUUGGCUGAAGUGGAUAACUGUACCAGCAAGAGCAAGAAGAAGAAGAAGAGCGACUUCAUCCCGUACAGAGACUCUGUUCUGACAUGGCUGCUGAGGGAGAACCUCGGUGGAAACUCAAGAACAGCCAUGGUAGCUGCCCUCAGUCCCGCAGAUAUCAACUAUGAUGAAACUCUCAGCACACUCCGCUACGCUGACCGAGCUAAGAACAUCAAAUGCAAUGCUGUCAUCAAUGAGGAUCCCAACAAUAAGCUGGUGCGUGACCUGAAGGAUGAAGUGGCUCGGCUGAAGGAGCUGCUCCGUGCCCAGGGCCUGGGAGACAUUCUGGACAUCGAUCCUAUGGGAGAUGAUUGCCCAGGAAGUGGAAUCAAAUACCUCAAAGACAUUCAGAACAAUAAGCAUAGAUACUUGAUAGCCUCAGAGAACCAACGCCCUGGCCAUUUCUCCACAGCCCCUAUUGGUUCCCUGACAGCCUCGCCAUCCUCUGGCUCACUGUGCAACCAGGGGGGCCUUCAGUCAGUCACCAGCAUCCAGGAGCGCAUCAUGUCCACCCCUGGAGGAGAGGAGGCUAUUGAAAGACUCAAGGAAUCAGAAAAGAUCAUUGCCGAGCUCAAUGAAACCUGGGAAGAGAAACUACGAAAGACGGAGGCAAUCCGUAUGGAGAGGGAGGCCUUGCUCGCAGAGAUGGGUGUGGCAAUCCGUGAAGAUGGAGGCACUUUGGGGGUCUUCUCUCCUAAAAAGACUCCACACCUUGUUAACCUGAAUGAGGAUCCUCUCAUGUCAGAGUGUCUGCUUUACUACAUCAAAGACGGAAUUACAAGGGUGGGUCAGGCUGAUGCUGAAAGACGACAGGACAUUGUUUUAAGUGGUGCUCAUAUCAAGGAAGAGCACUGCAUCUUCCGCAGCGAGAGGAAUGCCAAUGGAAAUGUUAUCGUCAUGCUGGUGCCCUGUGAGGGAUCAGAAACUUACGUCAAUGGCAAGCGUGUUGAGGAUUCAAUCCAGCUUCGUUCAGGUAACCGUAUCAUUAUGGGAAAGAACCACGUGUUCCGGUUCAACCACCCAGAACAGGCCCGGGCUGAAAGGGAGAAGACGCCAACAGCUGAAACCCCUGUGGAGCCGGUGGACUGGACCUUUGCACAGAGAGAGCUUCUGGAGAAGCAGGGCAUCGACAUGAAGCAGGAGAUGGAGAAAAGGCUCACUGAGAUGGAAAUCUUGUACAAAAAGGAGAAGGAGGAAGCAGACCAACUUCUGGAGCAACAGCGAUUGGUGUACGAGAGCAAAUUGCAGGAACUUCAGAAACAGGUGGAGACUAUUUCUCUGGUAGCCGAGACACCCGAUGAAGAAGAGUUGGAGGAGGAGGAGGAAGAAGAAGAGCCUAAACAUCUGGGAUUGCCAUGGACUCAGCAUGAGUUUGAGUUAGCUCAGUGGGCAUUCAGAAAAUGGAGGUACCAUCAGUUCACCUCCCUCCGUGACCAGCUGUGGGGAAACGCCGUCUACCUGAAGGAGGCCAACGCCAUAAGUGUGGAGCUAAAGAAAAAAGUCCAGUUCCAGUUUGUCCUGCUGACAGACACUCUGUACUCUCCGCUGCCCCCUGAGCUCCUGUCUCCAGAGCCAGAAAAAGAUCGUGACUCCAGGCCUUUCCCCCGCACCGUGGUGGCUGUAGAAGUUCAGGACCUGAAGAAUGGAGCCACGCACUACUGGUCCCUAGAAAAACUCAAGCAGAGGCUGGACCAGAUGAGAGAGAUGUAUGAUCGUGCUGGGGAAAUGGCCUCCACAAACCAGGAGGACGGAGAAGGCACUCUGACAGGAAAUGACCCCUUCUAUGACCGUUUUCAUUGGUUUAAACUUGUGGGGAGCUCCCCUAUCUUCCACGGUUGUGUUAACGAGCGCCUGGCCGACCGUACGCCGUCCCCUACCUUCUCCACCACUGACUCUGAGAUCACAGAGCUGGCAGACGAGCGCCAGAGCGAGAUGUCUGACUUGAUCGACGAUGAGGCCUUUGUGGACGACACCAGCUCAGAUGCCGGCACCGAAGAAGGCUCGGACAUCUUCAGCGACGGCCAGGACCCCUUCUAUGACCGCUCCCCCUGGUUCAUCCUGGUGGGAAGAGCUUUCGUGUACCUGAGCAACCUGCUAUACCCUGUGCCACUGGUACACCGUGUUGCCAUAGUAACAGAGAAGGGCGAGGUGCGUGGUUUCCUGCGUGUGGGGGUCCAAGCUAUAGCUGCUGACGAGGAGGCCCCAGACUACGGGUCAGGAGUUAGACAGUCAGGAACCGCCAAGAUUUCCUUUGAUGAUGAGUACUUCAAAAAGAAUGACUUUCCUUCCACCGUUAUGACCCGCUCCGGCAUGUCCCUGGAAGAGCUGCGCAUUGUGGAGGGCCAGGGCCAGAGUUCAGAGGUCAUCACACCCUCAGAGGAGCUCAACAGAAUCAAUGACAUGGACCUCAAGCUGGGUAACAUCGCAGACACCAAGCUGAGUUGUGGUGAGGAUCUGGCAGGCCAGCUGGAGGUGGGCAGCAUCUUUACCUUCCGAGUUACUGUGCUCCAGGCCAGUGGCAUCCCGCCGGAGUACGCAGAUAUCUUCUGCCAGUUCAAUUUCCUGCAUCGUCACGACGAGGCCUUUUCCACUGAGCCUCUGAAGAACGCCGGCAAAGGAGCUCCGCUGGGCUUUUACCAUGUCCAGAACGUUUCAGUCGAGGUCACAGAGUCCUUCAUCGAGUACAUCAAGACCAAGCCCAUCGUGUUUGAAGUGUUCGGCCACUACCAGCAGCACCCGCUCCACCUUCAUGGACAGGACCUGAUCAGUCCCCCAACACAGUCGAGGAAAUACUACCCUAUCCCCAUGCCUCUGUCUAGACCAGUUCCAGCCACCAAGUUGAACACCAUCACCAAGUCAAACCUGGGUCAGUGCGUCAGCAAGUACGAUCUGCUGGUCUGGUUUGAGAUCAGCGAGCUGGAGCCCACCGGAGAGUACAUCCCAGCUGUAGUGGAUCACAGUGGAGGACUGCCCUGCAAUGGAACCUACCUACUGCACCAGGGGAUCCAGCGGAGGAUCACAGUGACUCUCAUCCAUGAGAAGGGAAGCGAGCUCCACUGGAAGGACGUUCGCGAGUUGGUCGUUGGUCGUAUCAGGAGCAAGACUGAAGUGGACGAUAGCGCUGCUGAUGCUGUCCUGUCUCUCAACAUCAUUUCUGCCAAGAACAUCAAGUCGUCCCACAACGCCAACAGGACUUUCUACCGCUUUGAGGCAGUGUGGGACAGCUCCCUGCACAACUCCCUUCUGCUGAACAGGGUCACUCCAUAUGGAGAGAAGAUCUACAUGACCCUGUCUGCAUAUCUGGAGCUGGACCAUUGCAUCCAGCCUGCUAUUAUUACCAAAGACAUCUGCAUGGUGUUCUACUCCCGAGACGCAAAGAUCUCCCCUCCCCGUUCCCUCAGGAACUUCUUUGGGAGCGGAUACUCCAAAACCCCUGACUGCAAUCGAGUCACCGGCAUCUACGAGCUGAGCUUGUGCAAGAUGUCGGACACUGGAAGCCCGGGCAUGCAGCGGAGGAGGAGGAAGGUCCUGGACACAUCAGUGGCUUAUGUGCGUGGAGAGGAGAACCUGGCCGGCUGGAGGCCCCGAGGAGACAGUCUCAUCCUGGAGCACCAAUGGGAGCUGGAGAAAAUGGAGCAGCUGCAUGAGGUGGAGAAGACCCGUCACCUGCUCCUGCUGAGGGAGAAGCUGGGAGACGCGGCUCCAGUGGGAACAGCUCCCACCACCAAGUCCCUGAGCGAGUUGCUGUCCCCUAGCAUGAGCACAGACAGCCUGUCCACCUCCACCUCCAUCUCAUCGCAGAUCUCCAGUACCACCUUCGAGAGCGCCAUCACGCCCAGCGAAAGCAGCGGCUACGACUCGGCUGACAUCGAGAGCCUGGUGGAUCGUGAGAAGGAGCUGGCUACUAAGUGCCUGCGCCUCAUGACUCAUACCUUCAACAACGAAUAUAACCAAGUUGUCAACAGUAUCAGUGACUGCAAGCUGUCUGACAUCUCACCAAUGGGACGUGACCCAUCAGUGACCAGCUUCAGCAGCGCCACCCUCACCCCCUCCUCCACCUGCCCCUCUCUGUCGGACUCCCGCUGUGGUUCCAUGGACCAGAAGACCCCAGAGAACAGCUCCCGUGCCUCCAGUCCCUCCUGCUCAGACUAUGAGAACUUCCCAAUGGUUCCCAGUCUGGAGACCUCUUACCUAGCACGGGCUGGAAAGAACGAGUUCCUCAACUUGGUGCCUGAUAUUGAAGAAAUGAGGCCAGGAUCGGUAGUUUCCAAGAAAGGAUUCCUGAGCUUCAUGGAGCCGCGCUCCAACUCGUGGGUGAAGCACUUUGUGGUUGUGCGCCGACCCUACGUCUUUAUCUACAACAGUGACAAGGACCCGGUGGAGCGAGGCGUCCUCAACCUCUCCACAGCUCAGGUGGAAUACAGUGAAGACCAGCAGGCCAUGCUCAAGACUCCCAACACGUUCGCUGUGUGCACAAAACAUCGAGGAAUCCUCCUGCAGGCCAACAACGAGAAAGACAUGAACGACUGGCUGUACGCCUUUAACCCUCUGUUAGCAGGAACGAUAAGAUCUAAGCUGGCGAGGAGGCGCACCGGCCUGAUGAAGAACUGAGUGGGUCGAUCGGCACACAGUAAACCACGGCUUCCAUUGUUUCUGGAAAGCCUUUUGAACAUACCAAGUGUUAACACUUAUUAAUCAUUGUGAUUCUUGACAGUUUUCUCUUGUAAGUAGACUUGUGGCUUAAGUCUCCUUUCAUGCGACUAAAAGUUUCAGUUCCAGAGAAAUUUGCCUCCCCCUCUCCCUCCGACAUCCCUCUGCCAACUUAGCUUUCCUCCUCUCUAUUUCUCUUCCCCUGCUCCUCCUCCUCCUCCUCCUCAGCUUUUUGUGUUUUUCGUUUUUAUGACAAUGUUUGGGUCUAAUUUUGUUCCGCUUCGUUGUCAUUCCCUAACUCCCUAACUAGUAGCAUGUUGUAAUAGUCUACUUGUGUGUGCACGAUUCUUCAGAAACUGUUCUUUCUGGCCACUAACUUUCAGUUUGCCAAUCAUCUGUAAAGAGUCUCUAUCAGUGUUAUUUGUCUCCCGAGAAGAGUUUAAUUUUAUUUUUUGGCUGUUUUUUUUUUAAUAUGCCCGCAUGAUAACUGCAGCAGUCCUCAGGAGAAGACCAGAUUUGCUUACUACAAAAAAAAAUUAAAGCAAAUCAGAUAACUUACAGUUGAACCAUGAAGGGAAAAUAUACAAAUGUCUCCAAGUGACAUAUUAGUUUACAUUCUGCUACAGAAAGCAAGGCUACUUCAAGAUCUAUUGCUGCUAAUGAAUUCAUAGAUUUUUCUUCCUGAUUUCCAUCAGGCCGCCGCCUCUCACUCCCCUCUGCCGUCUCCUAGACAGCCUUUAGAAAUAAAAUGUUAAGAGUGAAAAAUGUGGCCUAACUCAGCGAGACUUGAGGGCAGUGCUGGAUUUCCACUGUCAUCCACAGCUGAGCUAAAAAAGGUUCUUUCACCCCAUUGUUGUCUGCGAAGAUUAGGCAAAUUAGUCAGCUGACAUAUGAAAAAGCGACGGCUGUUUUACACAUGUGAUGUUUAGAUCCCACUCCUCAGUCCGUGCACAUUCACCAAUGCCAACCCCGAUAGUGCCGCCAGUCAGCGAUUACUUACAAUCAUGCAUUUGUGUCAACAUGAAAAAUACACGCUUACAUGCAAAAAGAUUAUUUCAUAUCUCAGCAGUGAAAACGUGACAAUGGAUUGUUCCUGCGGGAGUAGAUGUUUGUCCCUGUCCUUUUGCUAUUUCAUCUCACGAAAAACAGGGUUAUAAGGAAAAGAGGAGGAGUAGGACGGACCGUACUCUGAAGAGAGAAUACGAUUUGUACAUACAGUCUGUUCUGGGAUCAGUGUGGUAGUUAGCUCUCGUUUAAGACAUUCCUCUCAGCUCCUCUCGCAGUUUUUUUCUUACGCUGACAUGUUGAGACCCCAAGAGAGUCUCAGCAUUUGCUAAUAUUUAGUUUAACCAUCACAUACGUGUGAUACGGAAGACAAAAACAAAACCUGGUGAAAUGAGAGGAAGGAUUUGGGAAAGCGAAUGAAGUUGCAAUGCUCUAGCCUUGACGCCAGUAGAUAAUUGAUGACGCUGCUAGCUCAUAGCCUGCAGGACAGAUAAUGAAUAGUCUACCACCCCGUGACUCCCCUCACUGUCAUGCUGGUGUCGGGUAAAAUCUCUAAAGUGAAGUACUUACUGUUCAGCAGCACCACAGGUUACCAUGUGUUCAUUUUCUAUUUGUGUUCUUGAAUUGAAACUAACUCUCAUUGGGUUUGAUAUUUCUUUUCUUCUUCUUCUUUUUUUAAAUUAUUAACAUUGUUUUGUUUUUCUAUUAUGCUUUUAAUCAUUCCACAGUGAAGUUUUAUACGAAAUGUUACCAAGGGCAUUUAUUUCUUAAGUUGUAACCAGCUAUAUUAACAUUAUUUUGCACAUUCACACAUAUCUAUAGCAAGACGAGGGCAGAUCACACAUGUUGAGUCCAGGAUUAUUUCUGAGUAUCAGGAACACUGAUAAGAGCACAUAUCAAGGCUACACUGGAUAGCUGUUUAUUAGAGAGAAAGAAGUGAUAUUAAAGGGACGACAUAUACGACAUGAAAGUUUUAUUUCUGAUAUUGUUUAUGAAAAUAUUUGCUCUGUGAGUCGUACUGCAGCUGCUACAUUCGGCUCCUGAUAAAUUAUGCUUCUGUUUCUUCAAAUGGUGGAAGUGUGAUGAGCACAGAUGGGCAUUUUAAAACUCUGGCCAACCAACCAGCAGUGUGCCGACUGUGUCAUGAAAGAGACAUUAUGGUUGACGGUGUUGAAACAGAGGUAGAAAUCGCCUGUUACAAAUAUUAGUGGAAUUAUUGUUGACAUAUAUUCAGAUGUAAAGAUGACAAGAAAACAUUUGGUGUAAGGUCAGAAUGAGUGAAAAAUAAGGAGCGUCUCUGCCCUGAGGUUAGCCAACCUGCUGGUCAGAGAAAUAAAAACCUGCUGAAUUGUCUAAGAAAAUGUUUAGCAUAAAAAUGAAUCAUGACAAAGCAUCUAUGCACCGAUGAAGGCUCUAAGUGCUACACGUUAACCUCAGCAUACUGUGUGAGAAACGAUACAAAGACCUGUCAGAGCAAACAUUUUCACUUCACUGACUAAUUUGCAGUGGUAUAUUAUUUUGGAUUGUGUAUUUAUUGUUUGCAAUGUACAUAUUAGUUUGCAGCUCUUUGCACAUAUUAAUAAAAGGUUCAACUAACUGAUCAAAUAAAGUCUGUGCGGUUUAGUUGUUCUACUCAGAGUGAACCAAAUGAUGGUGUGGCAGCCUCUGCCAGUCUCAGCUGGGAGAGCGUCGAAUGUACUAUGAAGAUGUUUUUCCAUCGUUUGAACAAAACAAAAAAAGAGAACUAAAAUGUAACCCACUGCAACUUUUCAGGGGAGGUGAGUUACAUUAGUGCUUCCUCUUUAUUAGAAAGUGGUUUGAGUGAAAGUCUGCUUUUGAUUUGAAGAAUAUUUACUCACGACUCAUGCUAGCCAGCCACUUUAAUUAUAACAAAACAAAGGUGGUUUAUAACUCAUUUUUUUCUAAUAUCAGGGAAUAUAAUACAAAGUAGCUAGUGACAUCUAAAAUGACAGUAUACUAUUGUUGUACUGGUGUCUUUCUUCACCUCAACACUUUUUUUUUUUCCGUUGAUGCCUUUCAAAAAAAAAACUAGCCAUGAUAUUUUCCAUCUUCCCCUCUGACAAUUAAUAUCGGUUAACUGCGCUCCCUUUGGAUUUGUUCACCAAAAAAAAAAGCAAAAGAAAACAAGACAAACCACGACAUUAACACUGUACAUUAUUUGUCAGACUGGUUUCAUUUUCAUACUUAUUUUGUAAAUAUCUGUGUUGUAUGGAGCUUGAAUUAAAAUGUAAAUAUGUUUACUGUAUUUGUAAUAAUUAUAAUCCAUUCGCUGUAUAGCAUAGAUGUGUCAUGCAGAUAUCCUAAUUCUGUGUAUGGUAAUCUUGCACCAUUGAACUGUUUAGUGAAUGAGGCAACAAUAAAAGUGCAAAUUGUGCAUUAGCAGAACAA
Molecule: messenger RNA, 9273 nt
Organism: Centropristis striata (black sea bass)
Lineage: Eukaryota; Metazoa; Chordata; Actinopteri; Perciformes; Serranidae
Gene: kif1b
Product: kinesin family member 1B
Exons: 50
Coding region: 319-5820 (1833 amino acids)
Biological process (GO): microtubule-based movement
Molecular function (GO): ATP binding; microtubule binding; microtubule motor activity
Source: RefSeq, a predicted model, not a curated record